CAAAACAAAAAAAUAAGUUAAAACGAAAAAAAAAAAACAAUGAAUGAAGACCAACAAAAUGACCACCAGCAACCAUGCAAGAAGCCACGAAUGGAGGAAGCUAUUUCGGAACAUGCCACUGCAAUGAAAGUGGCUGGCUUUUCAUUGAGUGCUAUUGAAGAGAUGAAAAAUCAUGUUGAUAGUAACAAGAAUGAAAAUUCUCUUGGUCAGCAAUUGAGAGAGUUCCAAGUGCUUGACGAAGUUGGAUCUGGAACUGAAGAAUCUGAUGGCAGUGAUCAGGAUGGUGAUUCAUCUGACUUGGACUUUGACGAUGAUGAACUUGAUACUUUGUUGGAUGAAGGUUUGCCAGAAGACUUGAAAGGUCGUCAAAAACCAAAAUAUGAGGAACGAUAUAAAACUGUAUUAGAAGAAAAAGGUCAUAAUCAUUUCGAAGUUCUGCCCGAAGGAUGGCUUCAAGUAACCCACAACAGUGGAAUGCCUUUAUUCUUGCAUAAACAAUCCCGAGUUUGUUGUGUAGCAAAACCUUAUUUCCUGGGUCCUGGUAGUGUAAGGAAACAUGAGAUUCCUCUAAAUGCAGUUCCAUGUUUGGGCUAUCGCAAGGCUCUUCAAGAAGAAGAAGAGGAAGAACAACGUCAAGCUAAAGCUGCAGCUGCAGCUGAGUCGAAUUCCAAUAAAUGUCCAUUUGCUGCUGGUGCUAUUAACAGUCAAUCGAAUAACAGCGAUGAUGCACCACAAGUAAACGGUGGAGACACUAUUGUCAGUAGUAGUACGAACUCUACAAACAACAAAACAAUGUCCCAUCUUGCAGCUGUGCCAGCUGCUAAAAUUGUAACUGUCAAAGAGAACACCAAAGCACAGUCGAUCACAGCCCAAGAACUCAACGACUACUGCAAGAAGUUAUUCAAAUUUAAAAACAUCAAAGUUCUGAGAUUUGAGUCAUGGAAUGAACGUCGACGAUUCACCAAGAAUCGAAAGCAAAUCAAGAAUCUCCAACGUCCCACACUGCCCGAUGGCACAAAAUUGAUAAAAUUCCCAAUUCUUGUACCCAAAGGCGAGGCAGCAAAAAAUCCACGUGCUCGCAAAGAAUGGAUCAUGAAUCCGAAUGGCAAGAGUUAUAUUUGUAUUUUGCAUGAAUACGUUCAACAUGCUUUGAAGAAACAACCAACUUAUGAGUUUAUCGAAUUGGAGAAUGCGGCAACGCCAUAUGCAGCAACUGUUUCGAUAAAUGAUUUAAAAUAUGGAACUGGCUAUGGAACGAGUAAGAAACAAGCAAAAUCCGAUGCGGCGAGAGAAACUUUGGAAAUUUUAAUUCCCGAAAUGAAGGACAAGAUUACAGGCAUCAAGACCGAUAAAGUUGCAACGAAACCAAAUUACAAGGAUCUUUCUGUAUUUGAUGAUAUAAAAAUUGAAGAUCCUCGGGUGGAGGAAUUUUGUAAUAAGACAACUGAACCACCACCACAUGCUAUAUUGUUGACGUGUUUGCAGAGAAAUUUCGGUCUCGGUGAUGUUCAGAUUAAUUACAAAAUCAAUCGAAGGAAAAAUAAGAAAAAUGAAUUUACUAUGACUGUGGGCAAGCAUGAGGCUAAGGUGAUCUGUAAAAAUAAGAAGGAAGGAAAGCAGUUAGCUUCGCAAGCUAUUUUACAGAUUCUUCAUCCGCACAUCAAAACUUGGGGUUCCUUAUUACGACUCUAUGGCAAUAAUUCCAUUAAAACAUUCAAAGAGAAAAAACUCGAAGAACAAGAAAUCACUGUAUUGCAAAGCAAAGCCGCCAUUAAUCAACCAAAUUAUGCAAUUUUAGAUAAACUCAAAGUUGAAAUGCAAAAAUUAUCGGAAAAAAAUAAAUCCGUACAAUCGAUAGGUACAUUCAUUCCACCAAAUGAUGUUGAUUUACCAACAUCAUCUGGAUCUAAUUUAACAAAUGUAGAACUCUAGCAAAGAACAAUUAUUGCUAAAAUUAAGACUGCAAAAGACCCAUUUUAAUUUUAAAUUAAUUUAAACAAAAGAAAAACAUAAUGGAUUUUUAGAAGUUUAAAAAAAAAAAUAAUAUUUUGUAAGAAAUUAAACAAAAAAAAAGUAUCGAAAGCACGAAUUGUGAUGUGUCCAAGCAACUAUGUAUGUAAUUUUAUUAAUUUUUAAUAAUAUUAUUUUUCCUCUCAUUUUUUAAUUAUAAUAUACUCUCUCAUAUAAACAAAAAAAAAUAACAACAACUCAUAGGUUUCUAAUGCUUUAUAAUAACACUAACUAUAAUGUAAGCACAAUCAAUUGUUUCGCUGUUGUUCUAUUUAAGUGCCCAAUUUAAGAGUUUUGUGCCUCUCAUCCUAAAAAUAAAGGCCAAAUCAAUAUGGUUUAUAGAAAUAAAAAAGAAAAAAAAAAGUAAAAAUUUAGUCAAUAAAAAAAUUAUCUGAAUACUCUUUCGCCGUUACAAAUAAUGUGUUCAAUGAGGUUUUAAACGUAGUAAAAGAAUUUUUUCUAAAUAAUUUAAUUCUGCAAAAAUAAGAAAAUAAAUGUUGUAUCCUUGAUUGAAGUAUAAUAUUAUUUGAAAUUCUAAACCCCUACACCUACAUAAAUAACUUACUUCCUAUAGUUAUGGAUACCAGCAAAUGACACUAACGGAGAAUGCUGUAGAUUUUGGUGACCGCGGUCAGGUGACAUGAGGUUGCUGCUUCGAAAAAUAUAAGCAGCAAAGAAAGAGUAUCCAGAAAACGGCGUGCGCAGUCCCACCCAACUUAAGAAGAUUAAAAAGUCCCGAUCUAAAAAAAACUCAAAAGCUCUUCAAAAUAUCGAAGGUAAACCAGUUAAAAAAUAAAAAAAUCUACAUCUUAAAAACUACAUCUACAUCAUUUAGCAGAGAUGUAUUUUUCAUGACAAUGGUAAUCUUUAAAGCUUUGUCAAUUUAUUGCAGAAGGCAG
Episyrphus balteatus (marmalade hoverfly) is the source of this 2909-nucleotide messenger RNA. RefSeq names its product microprocessor complex subunit DGCR8 (gene pasha). NCBI's taxonomy places the organism in Eukaryota, Metazoa, Arthropoda, Insecta, Diptera, Syrphidae. Gene Ontology annotation, molecular function: primary miRNA binding; identical protein binding; heme binding. The record is from RefSeq and is a predicted model, not a curated record. The transcript has 6 exons. Bases 40 to 1932 code for a protein of 630 amino acids. Gene Ontology annotation, cellular component: microprocessor complex. Gene Ontology annotation, biological process: primary miRNA processing.